This is a messenger RNA of Alosa alosa (allis shad), 1426 nucleotides long. RefSeq names its product interferon-induced protein 44-like. The record is from RefSeq and is a predicted model, not a curated record. The transcript is spliced from 5 exons. NCBI's taxonomy places the organism in Eukaryota, Metazoa, Chordata, Actinopteri, Clupeiformes, Clupeidae. Bases 1 to 906 code for a protein of 301 amino acids.
AUGAUAGACCAUUUAAAGAGAUUUCAAAUCAGCACUCCAGAUGUGAAGCAUCUCCAUAUCCUGGUCCAUGGUCCAGUGGGAGCAGGGAAGUCCAGCUUCAUCAACUCCAUAGACAGCAUCUUUCAGGGGCGAAUGACCAGUGGAGCCAUAGCAGAAGCAUCGGCCGGCCACAGCUUCACAAAGAUUUAUAAAACCCACAAAAUGAAAGCUGGAGAAUACGGAUCCUACUUACCAUUUGUCUUCAGUGAUGUCAUGGGCCUGGAAAGAGGAGAAUUUGAAGGGGUGCAAAUAGAUGACCUCAUGAAAAUAUUGGAGGAUCACAUUAAAGACGGUUAUAUGUUCAACCCAAUAAACCCAUGUGCAGAGGGCGACAAAAGUCACAACAAAGAUCCAAGUCUGAGUGACAGGGUUCACUGUCUGGUCAGCAUCAUUCCAGCAGACAGUGUCCUCUGGUGUGCUGACAGCAAGAACAUAUCACAACAUGCCAUGCAGGAAAAGGACGAAGCCUUCAUCAACAAGAUCAAAGACGUCAGAGAACGUGCCAGCAAGAUGGGCAUCCCUCAAAUUAUCAUCCUAUCAAAAGUGGAUGAGGCAUGCCCAGAGGUCCACAACAACAUUAAAAUGGUCUACAGAAGCAAAAUGAUCCGUGAGAAGAUGAAACACUGUAGUUAUAACACAGGAGUUCCCCUAAACUGCAUCUUCCCAGUGAAGUGCUACCAUGAGGAGAUUGAUCUGAACAAGGACAUGGACGUGCUGCUGCUGUCUGCACUGAAACACAUCCUGAACCCAGCUAACGAUCACGUGGCAGAUAAAACUGGUGAAGUGGACGUGCUGCUGCUGUCUGCACUGACACACAUCCUGAACCCAGCUAACGACCACGUGGCAGAGAUGAAAAUACAAGACUGAAAGUCCCAUUUAAAAAUAUAUACUGUACUAUCAUUCCUCUUAUUGAUCUGAUACUACCUCUCUCUGUCUCUCCCAUGCACACACACACAGACACACACACAGACACACACACACUCACAUGCACACGCGCAUACACACACACACACACACACACACACACACACACUUUACAUAAUAACUGAUUUCACUAGUUUUAUUACUUAAUUAUUUAAAUAUUCAUUUAACCAGGACAAACCAUUUUAAGCAUUAACCCACAGAUUUUUAAAGGGCAUAUAAUCUGUUUAACAUAAUAUGUGACCCUGCAAGGCGAAACCAGUCGCUUUGGUAAAAUUUAGAAAUUUAAGUUAUUGUGCUCAUAUCAUGAAUGGCCAUAAACUAAGCUUUCCAACAAUAUGUAUAUUGAGGGUAUUGCAAGUAUCGCUAAGAUAACCGCAUCCAAAUUUGCCGUUAUAACCCGUAUGUUUGUUUAUCGUGGAUUUUCUCAAAAUAGCACCAUGCGCAAAGCGACUGGUUUCACCUU